Molecule: messenger RNA, 945 nt
Organism: Pteropus alecto (black flying fox)
Lineage: Eukaryota; Metazoa; Chordata; Mammalia; Chiroptera; Pteropodidae
Product: olfactory receptor 56A3
Exons: 1
Coding region: 1-945 (314 amino acids)
Biological process (GO): G protein-coupled receptor signaling pathway
Cellular component (GO): membrane
Molecular function (GO): G protein-coupled receptor activity; olfactory receptor activity
Source: RefSeq, a predicted model, not a curated record
AUGACAGCUCCCAGAAAUGGCUCCACUGGGGUUUCGGACUUCUUUCUGAAUUGUUUUGUCAGGUCGCCCAGCUGGCAGCUCUGGCUGUCUCUGCCCCUCAGCCUCCUCUUCCUUCUGGCCAUGGGGGCUAACAGUAUUCUCUUGAUCACCAUCCGACUGGAAGCCUCCCUGCACCAGCCCAUGUACUACCUGCUCAGCUUUCUGUCUCUGUUAGACAUGGUGCUCUGUCUGACCGUCAUUCCCAAGGUCCUGGCCAUCUUCUGGUUUGACCUCAGGCCCAUCAGCUUUCAUGGCUGCUUCUUUCAGAUGUACAUCAUGAAUUGCCUCUUGGCUAUGGAGUCUUGCACAUUCAUGGUCAUGGCCUAUGACCGCUAUGUGGCCAUCUGCCAUCCACUGAGAUACCCGUCCAUCAUCACUGACCAAUUUGUAGCCAAGGCUGCCAUUUUUAUUUUUGCCAGAAAUGUCUUUAUUACAAUGCCCAUCCCCAUUCUCUCAGCACGACUUCGUUAUUGUGACAGAACUGUCAUUGAGAACUGUAUCUGCGCCAAUAUGUCAGUCUCCAGGCUCUCCUGUGAUGACGUCACCAUCAAUCGUAUCUACCAGUUUGCUGCAGGCUGGACUCUGCUGGGAUCUGACCUCAUCCUCAUCUUCUUCUCUUACACCUUCAUACUUAGAGCUGUGCUGAGACUCAAGGCGGUGGGUGCCAUGACCAAGGCCCUAAGCACAUGUGGCUCCCACUUCAUCCUUAUUCUCUUCUUUAGUACCAUCCUUCUGGUCUUCGUCCUCACUCACGUGGCUAAGAAAAAGGUCUCCCCUGAUGUGCCAGUCUUGCUCAAUGUCCUCCACCACAUCAUCCCUGCAGCUCUUAAUCCCAUCGUUUAUGGAGUGCGAACCCAGGAGAUCAAGCAAGGAAUCCAGAGGUUGCUGAAGAAAGAAUGGAAAUAA